AUGGCCUACUUCCCUCUCCGGCCCAGCACCAACCCUUCGGCGGCUUCUGUGCCACUGUCAACAAUGACGACGACGACGACUACCACGACCCCCGCAAGGAACAAAUCGAGAAGCCGGAGCCCGACGAAGCGGGCUAAGAACCCUGCAGAUCUCCAGCUCUCUGCGCUUCCGGUACAAUAUGUGACGAGCCAGGACAUCAGCAAAAUGCCUGAUGAUGUGCAGUCGCUCAUCGACAACGUGUAUGGCAUCGUCUCCGUAGCGGGGUCAUCCCGGAUCAUCCCAAGCGCGGUGAAGGAGCAUGAACAAAUGUCCGAGGCCGUGUGGAACGAGCAAGUCCACAGCCGCCUGCUCGAAGUCGGGCUCCAGCCUUUCCCUUCGCAGCUGGACUAUUACAACAUCACGGCCGCCGACAUCCACCCGGACUUCCUGUCGCGGGAUGCGACGCAAACAACCUCGUUGCAAGGCAAGCGCGUGAACUACGCUAUCGUUCUCGACAACGAGGCGACUCGCCAGCAUUGCGUCGAGCUCCUCCGCGAGAAAACAUUAAGCAUAUGCUCCUCCAUCAACCACACAGAGCAGUCGUCGCUCCACUUCCGGCAGCUGGCAGUCAGCAUCGAGACCUAG
Messenger RNA from Phialemonium atrogriseum, 624 nucleotides. RefSeq lists its product as uncharacterized. The transcript is spliced from 2 exons. NCBI's taxonomy places the organism in Eukaryota, Fungi, Ascomycota, Sordariomycetes, Cephalothecales, Cephalothecaceae. Bases 1 to 624 code for a protein of 207 amino acids. The record is from RefSeq and is a predicted model, not a curated record.